AUGCCUGAUGACGUCGCUCACCAAAAUCCCCCAAAAUCGCACCACGAAGACGAGUUGACUGGAGUCGACUCCGGGCCGACUCAACUUUUCGGCAACACUACAACGGAACCGUCGGAUAAUUGGAAAAGAGUUGAAGGCUCCUUAGCUCGUCCGCGCUUUGAACAGCUCUUUCCUACUAGUCAACCUCUGACAACGGGUAUGCCCGGCGGGGGCAGCACUAUCCCCCCAAGCAGCAUCAUGGACCGGACGCACGCUGCUACUACUGAUGACGACGCCGCACAGUCGACCUAUUCUUAUGAUUCCACGAGGGAUUGGGCCAUAUUCUUCAAAGAGGUCGACGGUCGAAGAUUCAGCAACCAAUCCGCGACGUAUAUUCUCCCAGCUGCUGAAAGAGAUCUCAUAGACGAUGUUGAGUUCAUUCGCUUGGAUAAACAACAUGCCGCACACUUGAUAGGCUUAGGGGGUUUAUAUCCAUGCCCAGACCUCGUAGAAAGAAUUCUUGCUCCAGAAAUCGGAAUAACGAAAGAAGUUUUAGAUCUAGGUGCGGAUCAUCGUGGCUCUGUCUAUGGCACGCCAGUUUCCUCAUACGAGGGUGACAGGUGUCGAUAUGGUCCCAGCCCCACUCAGCGUCGAUCAAAUACCAUCCAACGUUGUCGUUUUGACCUCGUCCACAUGCGUUGCACGGCUAGCGGUCUCCCCGACUUUGCUCAGGCAACUACAUAUGCUGCGCAAUGUCUCAAACCAGGUGGCUUAUUAUUGAUCGUAGACCUUGAUACACAACUAUGUGCAGAAGAUAAGGUGACAAUUCAGAAGAUAGCGACACCAAAUCAGCCAGACGGGUCAUGGCUUGCUCGGUACUUCUAUGAGGUUAGAUCUGCAUUUGAUACAAGUGGAAUCGAUACCUCCAAGUUAUCCGAGACCCUGGAUCGAGCCCUAUGGAACCACCCGCUGUUGACGAAUUGUGGAGCAGGCAGCAUGUUCAACCCCGUUGGCCCAUGGGUUAAGUCUAUUGACCCGGAGGAGAAGCAAAGGCUGGGGUUUGCCGGAAUACUUAUGCGGCAGAACCUUAAGGUAAAUAAAAAGCUCAGCUUUCUUGGGACUUACGAUACUCACCGCAUACAGGCGGCUAUUCAGGCGUUUCAUACACUGCUAAGGAAAAAGGAGAUACCGCAGGAAAGCAUCGACGGGCUGACUACUAACGCAACUUCUGUGCCGGGCCAAGAUGAAGAGGCAAGCACUUCCAAUGAGAAAAACGGCGGAAAUACUUCAUCUCUUCCGAGAUCAGACUGGCAACCCCACUACCGAACGAUACACGUCUAUACAACGGAAGAGGAAAGUCAGGCGGCCAGAAAACUCAGGCAAGAUACGGUCGGGGAACUCGUCAAGCCAUUGGCCUUACUACCAAACCCCGCAAUUCAGAUCGUAGUACUGGAGAUUUCCGGUCAACGUCCAUCACGCGCACACGUUGGGAAGAGUGCAAAUCGUAAAUUCUAUGAAUGGACGCACGCCUUCUCCUUCAACCAACGUGGCAUAACCGAAAGGGACGAGUCCAGAGACGAAUAUCGGGGUCCACGGUUUAUCCAAGAAUUAAAUACCCAAUAUUUUGCGUCUCACGUGCCUUUGAAGAAGAAACCGGGUCAGUGGCCGACUAGUCCAUUGUUGAUCGCGAGUUUUGACCGAAAUGGACUAGGCUACUGUGCUAGAUUGACAGGAUCCAGCAGUGGACAGGUGUUCUCAACUCAGAAAUCCACUCACAAAGGGACUUUAUUAAGCCUAGGCUCAAAGCCUAUUGGAAAUCUGAACACUCCAGAGAUCAUGGAACGAGUGGCCACAAUCUCGACCAGCGCUAAACCCGAAGCCGAAGCGACAAGGUCGGAGAAUUGGAAAGAAAAGCAGUCAGAUUUGGCCCGGCCACGCUACGUGCAGCCAUUUCCAGCCACUCGGUUGCAGGGGGGAGGUAUACCCGGUGGGAGCAACACUGUAGACUCUUCCAGCAUCAUGGACCGCACUCACGAUACUACAACUAUCGGCGACGCCGCUCAAUCGACCUAUUCCUACGAUUCUUCUAGAGAUUGGACCUUGUUCUUCAAGGAGGUCGAUGGUCGAAGGUUCAGUAACCAAUCUUCAACAUAUAUUCUCCCAGCCGUGGCCCCUCAAUCAUCUGUCUAUAUCUCCGCUCAACGCCUUUUACUUAGGGAUAAGCAGCACGCCGCCCACCUAAUAGGCAUGGGAGGUUUGUAUCCGUGUCCAGAUCUAGUGGAAAAGAUACUUGCACCAGAACCUGGGAUUAUCAAGGAAAUUUUGGAUUUGGGAUGUGGAACUGGAAUAUGGGCUCUAUCCAUGGCACGUCAAUUUCCUCAUGCGAGAGUAACGGGAGUCGACAUGGCUCCAACCCCGCUCCCAGAGGAUCAGCUACCACCCAAUAUCGACUUUGAGAUUGAUGAUAUUAACCUUGGGCUCGAGCAAUUUACUG
Messenger RNA from Acaulospora colombiana, 2473 nucleotides. NCBI's taxonomy places the organism in Eukaryota, Fungi, Glomeromycota, Glomeromycetes, Diversisporales, Acaulosporaceae. The record is from the annotation of a GenBank genome assembly.